UUACCGAGAAUAUUAAUUCAGCAAUUUUGGAAGCAAUGGUUAUUGAAAUUAAGGGGGAAAAACAUUGAAAAUUUCACAAAAGUUAGUAUCUAAAUUGAAACUAAAACAGAGUAAGCUGAAUUUCAAAAUAAAUUAAUGGAAGUGAACGGAGAAUUGGCAAAGCUCAUUCAGUUUUAUUCCGGAUAAGGAGUUAAACCAACAGAAAAUGGAUAUUUAUUGGAAGUGGUCAACUGCCACAGGCACUUUACACAAAGUUGACUGGAUCUCGCAAAUGUCUACAAUGCAUUCCAUGGGCAGAUCGAUAUGCAGACGCAGUCCCAAGCAUUUAUCUACACUCGACCUAUUAGAAGAAGAUGGAGACUUUAAGCGCCGACGAUCACACUGCCUACCACGUAAAUGCCAAGGUUUUCAAUGGCAACAUGGAGAAACAGGAAAUCAAAGAGUACUACACCAAAUGGGCCCAUCAGUAUGAAAAGGAUCUUGCUCCUGGGAGAUAUAACGGCCCCAUGAUGGCCGCAGAGACAUGUGCACACUGUUUCAACGAGAAAGACAGAGAGAAUGUGCGCGUUCUCGAUGUAGCGGCCGGAACUGGAACAGUUGGAGAACAGCUUGUUAAACAGGGCUUCACUGAUAUACACGCGUUGGACCCAUCAGAGGGAAUGUUAGAAGUAGCAAAGAGCAAAAAUGUUUACACAAAGUUCCUAAAUGAAUUCCUAACAGAAGAAAAACUUCCGGUGGAAGAUGGUUAUUACAAUUGCGUGACCUCAUCGGGAGGAAUGGGAGAUGGACAUAUCCCGUGUGAAGCGCUCUAUGAAAUCAUCCGUAUUGUGAAAUCUGGUGGCUUUGUGGUAAUCGUUAUGCGGGAAGAAUAUCUCUACAAUGUACCUGAGUACAAGGACAGAUUGGAACCUCUCAUGGAUAAACUAGAAGCCGAGAAAAAGUGGACCAAGAUCGAAAGGCGUAUUGUCCCUAAUUAUGCCUUCCAAAAGAAUGGGCUCGUCUUUGUAUACAAAGUACUUUGAGGAUGAUGGUUCGAGGAAAUAUCUGGUUUUUAAAACUGAUCAGGUGAACAUGCGAAUCGCUUCCUGAGACUAUAUGAGAUUAUCUGGAGCAUGUGAACUUAGUUAAGGUUGAGUUAGUCCGAUUAGUUAAGGUCAACGCUUGGAACACGAGGAAAGGCACAUAUGAUCUUCAUAACUAUCACACCAGUUUGAAAUGUCUUCAAAAGGUUGAGAACGACAUACUAUGUGUAUGUCAUAGAUAGACCUGUUUUGUGGUUGGUAGAUCUUGUUUAUAUAUAUAUAUAUAUAUAUAUAUAUAUAUACGUUGUUUGUUGUAAAUAUGUACAUAAAUAU
Pecten maximus is the source of this 1355-nucleotide messenger RNA. RefSeq names its product methyltransferase-like protein 27. The transcript is spliced from 7 exons. Bases 354 to 1022 code for a protein of 222 amino acids. Lineage: Eukaryota; Metazoa; Mollusca; Bivalvia; Pectinida; Pectinidae. The record is from RefSeq and is a predicted model, not a curated record.